Messenger RNA from Nestor notabilis (Kea), 705 nucleotides. It is a transcript of the gene MORN3, whose product is annotated as MORN repeat containing 3. The transcript has 5 exons. NCBI's taxonomy places the organism in Eukaryota, Metazoa, Chordata, Aves, Psittaciformes, Psittacidae. The record is from RefSeq and is a predicted model, not a curated record.
AUGCCUGUUGUAAAAAAGCCCAGAACUAGAGAGCCUCUCUGGCAUGAAUGGGACUCAAAAGCAGAGAAAUGUGGAUUAAGACACACAGUCUAUGAAGUAAAUGGGGAUCGGUACACUGGAGAAUGGCAGGACAACUUGAAACAUGGCAAAGGCAUCCAGAUAUGGAAAAGCACUGGAGCUAUUUACAGCGGUGACUGGAAGUUUGGGAAGCGCGAUGGUUAUGGCUCAUAAGUAACCAAGCAAUGCAAGAAUAUCUACACAGGCUGGUGGGAAAACGACAAAAAAUGUGGCUAUGGGCUGCAGAUCUACCCCAACGGGGAGCGCUAUGAGGGCGAGUGGAGCGCUGGGCUGCGGAGCGGCUGGGGACGCAUGUACUACCUGGAUUCAUCCCUCUAUGAGGGACAGUGGCUGUUGGACCGGCCCAGUGGGCAGGGAAUGCUGCGGCUGCCCAAUAAAGAUCGGUACGAAGGAGGCUGGAAAAAUGGAAAAAAGCAUGGCCCAGGGAAAUUUUUCUACGUGGAUAAGGGGCAGCUGUUGGAAGGUAUCUGGACAGCAAAUGUACCAAAAUGUGGAAUUGUGACUGACUUCAACAGAGAUGAAGCUCCUGCUCCUCCUCAAUAUCCAAUCCCAAAGAUCGAACUGGCUGAUCCAGAUGGUGUCUUAUCAGAAGCCCAGGCGAUGUUUGAUGACAGCCAAAAUGAAUAA